AUGAAGCAGCGAUUGCGAUCCAAGGUUUGGUGGCCUAAAAUGGACCAAGACAUUGAACAGUGGAACAAAGCUUGUUAUGGAUGUCAACUAGUAUCACAACCUGAAAAAGUGGAACCUAUGCACAGAACAGAAUUACCAUCACGACCAUGGGAACAUUUAGCAGCUGAUUUCCUAGGACCAUUACCAUCCGGAGACUACAUUUUUACUAUCGUCGAUUAUUAUUCACGAUGGAUUGAUCUGGCUGCCAUGAGAUCUACAACAGCGGAGAAAAUGGUCGAAGUGUUGACAAAGAUUUUCAGUACACAUGGAUUACCUGUUUCUAUUACAACAGACAAUGGACCACAAUUUGUCAGUGAAUAUUUCAAAACAUACUGUGAAAUAAAUGGAAUCAUUCAUAGGAAGACCACCCCAUUGUGGCCACAGGCCAAUGGAGAAAUUGAACGUCAGAACAGAUCAAUAUUGAAGAGACUGAAGAUUGCACAAGCAGAAAAGAAAGACUGGAAAUCGGAACUUUAG
This is a messenger RNA of Saccostrea cuccullata (small rock oyster), 516 nucleotides long. RefSeq lists its product as uncharacterized. Lineage: Eukaryota; Metazoa; Mollusca; Bivalvia; Ostreida; Ostreidae. Gene Ontology annotation, biological process: DNA integration. The record is from RefSeq and is a predicted model, not a curated record. The transcript has a single exon. Gene Ontology annotation, molecular function: nucleic acid binding. Bases 1 to 516 code for a protein of 171 amino acids.